Molecule: messenger RNA, 4233 nt
Organism: Symbiodinium necroappetens
Lineage: Eukaryota; Dinophyceae; Suessiales; Symbiodiniaceae
Source: the annotation of a GenBank genome assembly
AUGGUGUCAAGAUACGAGCCAGAUGUCGUGAAUCUGAGUGAGGCACCCAUUUUCCGUCGGGUGGCUCCAUCAAGAGAUGUCCGAGCCAGGACCAGAGAGGUCUUCUCGCUCGUCGACGAUGCUAUCAAUAGAUACAAGGAUCCGGCUAGCUUCAGCUACACCUCGACGGUGAAGGAAUGGCGCUGUGCAAGAUCAGUUCCAUCCCUUCGCCGCACGGUCCGCAGCACUCUGGGCAAGGUCAUGCCAGCUGCUGCUAGCAGGAUAGCUGCCCAACAACUCGAGCGCGCGGCAGAUGAUGUAGCUGGCAUCAGCAGGAAGCUGGACGAAGCAAAAGAUGCGGACAGUCUCCGUGCAGAGCUGGCGGAACUGUGCCAGCGAACAAUCAGCAGCUUGCGGGAGCGUGCAGCUGAAUUGCAGCACAUCCUCAAAGCAACAGAGGAGACGCAGAUCGAGGAAGAGAAUUUAGAUGACCUUCGGACAGGGGUGCUGGAUGAUGGCUGGGCCAGAACAGCUGAGCCAGAAGCCGCGCCGAGCCAGUCCCUGCACGUCACCGGGCUCUUGCAAGGAUCAAGCCAUGGCAUCGAGAUGCUCUGCCAUGGUUCGCAUGUCGAGCUGCGAAAUCUGAUGAUCACCUUUCAGGUGAAGAACGGCAUUCAAGUUUGCGAUCACCUCUUCGUUAGAGGUAUUCCAUCAGCUGUGCAAAAGCACCAGGUUGCAUCUCUCUUCAACCGUUACGGCGAGGUCCUGUGGUCGAGCAUUCUCCCGCCGCGCAUGGACGAGCAGGAUCGCUGUGCCCUUGUCCAAAUGGCAAGCAGCGAUCAGGCACAGAAUGCUAUCCAAGCACUGAAUUGGACGACUUCUUCAGCGCUCAUGCCGGCCAUGAUGGUGCGGUAUGCUGGUCACAAGGUCUUCGCGGCAUUGAGGGACAAUGACGAUGGCAUUGAGGAGGCAGACCAGGGGUCUGAAGAGGAAGAAGAUGAUGAUGACUACGCGCAUUAUGGGGUCAUCGAAGAAGCCCCGAAGCCAGCAUUCCAGCCCCUGAAAGAGAGGCCAGUGGAGAUGGGCUCGAGGUGGAAGAAGCAUGAGGAGGCGGACGAUGAUGGGCCCGAGGGAACUCGGCUCUGGGGGUGGGCGAUGCAGCCAGUGAAAGAGAAGAAGGAGUUCCCCGAACUGGGCCAGCAAAACUCGGCGGCCCUUCCGGACGACUCAGAGUCCAAGCUCGGGCAGCCUGUCCAGCAGGUCCAAAACGGAUAUCCUGGCCAGGUGGAGUCUUGGGAGGAGCUGGAGGUGGAGCAGGGGCCGUGCGAGUUCUUGUGCAUGAAGGAUGCUCCUUCCGGCCUCCCGGAGUCCGUCAUGCAAAUGUGGUUCAAACCCUACGGCCACGUGGUGGAGAUGCGACCGCUGUGGCGCGCCUCCACCCCGGGACGACAGGCCUUCCUUGUUCACAUGUCUUGCGUCGAGGAGGCCAUCAAUGCAGUUGAAGCGCUCAACGGCAAGUCGAUCAUGAAGGGGAAGCCCCUACUUCUGGAGUACUGGCAUGGUCCCGUGGACGAUGCAGAGGAGCCCCCACAAGAGUCUUCUGCGGCAACAGGUAUUGACAAGUCCAAGCUGCUGGAGGCUGUCCGAGCAAUGGGCAAGAAGAAGUCCAGCCCGGAGGCCGCGCAAAUCACCCUCAACGGCACGCAAACCAUGCAGCCCGGUCCUUGCACAGGCAUCAGUGACGCGCAGUUGCUGGAAGCCUGCCGGGCAGCCCUCGCGAAGCGCAAAGCUCGGGCGACGGAAGUCGCGCCUUGGCAACCUUCGACCGUGCCGGCGGACGCCGUGGAGGAAGAAGCUCCCGUGGUGGAGGAAGCUGCCCUGCAGGAAGAAGCUCAAGACGAGAAAGCCAUCCAAGAGGAUGAUGAUGACAAAGAGUCUUGGGAAGCCUGGGCCAGCGACGACGAAACAGGUGCAGAUUGCGACCCUGGACCGACAGAUUGCAUCUGCAUGACUGGAACACCUGCGGGGAUGCACGAAAUGGUAAUGCAGAUGUGGUUCAAGCCACAUGGACAAGUCCGGCAGUUCCGAGCUUUGACCCCCGCAGAGACGGGCUUGGACAAGACCAAGCAGGAGAAAGCUCGGCGUGGGCCCGGGCAGGGCACUGCGGUGGCGUCAGUGCUCAAGAGGAAACAGGAAGCCAAGGCAGAGUUGGCAAAACGUGCCAAAGCCGAGGCUGCAAAAAUGCUGCCUCCGGCGGUUCCGAAGACAGCCGGAGCAGAGUCGACAGCGCCUGAGGAGGCGGAACUUCCUGAAGCAAAGGAUGCAGAACAGAUCCCAGCUGCUGCCGACAAAGAGAUCACUGAGCCUCUUGAGGAGGAAGAAGACGCAGAACAGGAGGAGGCCAUGGUGGGCCCACUUGCGGCACCAGCUGAGAGCCAGCAGCUCAAGGCAACAGGGACGCUGUCCGCAGCGCCGGCAGAGGCACCGAAGCCUGCCGAAGCGGAAGCCGAAGAAGGACAAGACGAUCAGGCCCUGCCUGAAGGGUUCUUUGACGACCCAGAGCUAGAUGCAAAAGUGAGGGGAAUGGAGGCACCAUCACGAAAGGCUGAAAGGGAAAUCGAGGAGGGCCUCCGAAGGUUUGAAAGGGAGAUGGCCGCCGAGCAAGAGAAGGCUGAGGAAACCAGGCACGCGAUUGACGAGAAGAAAUAUGAAGCCUUAGCCGCAGAGGAGGAGGAGUUCCAGACGCAGCUGGAGUCUCGGCUGGUGAAGCUUCGACAGGCGGCGAGCGAAAGGAAGAAAGGCAUGGACGGCGCAGAUGCACCUUUCCCUGAUGUGAUCUCCCAAGGAGAUGCAUCGGAGCUCCCUCACAGCAAGCACGACUCUGAGCAUGCUCUGGAGCUUACAGAGCCCGCCAUAUCCCGAACAGCCCUCUUCGAGGGCAAGCUGCGGGAAGUUCGCGUGGCGGCCGAGCGCAAUGCCGACAACCUGAAGCAGCUUCACCAGAAGCUCUCUAGCCAAGACGGAUUGAAGAAGACUAUUGACUCCUUCCGCUCUGAGCUUGGUGAAUGGGACAGAGAGCGACGGGACCACGAACACCUCUUAAACGAGAAGACCUGUCUGCAGGACAAUGAGCUGAGUGCUCUUCGCAAGAUGAUUGAGGUGCAAGCCUACUCGACUGAGGCGUGCCAGCGUGGCCUGAAAAAUGUAGGGGAUCUGCUAGCUGCGACAAAGGACGAAGUCACCCAGCUUCGCGACUACUGCUGCGACCGGGUCGAUGUUAACAGAGACAAGAUCAUGAAACUCAGAGAUGAGGUUGAAUCCAAGUUUGCAGCAAGCGAAAGCACUCAGUUCAAGCUGCACGACGACGUCACGAACAUGGCCACUGUUUUUGCCCACUUGAAGUCGGAGAUGGAGCGCAUUGGCUUGGUAACCGCUGAAACCAUGGAGAGUGUUGCCGAUCUCUGGCGUGCAAAGGCUUCGGCAUCCAGUGUAGAGGAGCAGCAGCAAACGUUCAUGGAGUUUCAGCGCAAUCUGAAUGAUGCCGUCGCUUCACUCAGGCUACGAGUCAACAGCGUGGUGGACGAAGUGAAGGGCCACUUUCAGACAGCUGUCCGGGUGAUCUCAACAUCCACAUCCAAGCAGAUCGACACCAUGCGAACGCAGUACGCUGAGGACAUUGGCCGGAUGGACGAGGUCAUGCAGCAAAACGCGAGCCUGAGCGAGAUCCUCCGUGGGAGCGAAGACCAAGCAAAAGCUCAUCUGCAGCAGCUGCAGGAAGACCUGAACAAACAGAUGCAGGAGCUGAGGGUUGGCCUUUUGGAGAAGGUGAAGGUGGACCCAGUGAGCGAGCAGUACGUGUUGGAGGAGAGGGAUGCAAUGCAUGCCAUCGUCGAGAGUCAGCUCAUCGCAGCACAGAUGAACUUCCAAGAUGAUCAGGACAGGAAGAACGUGGCCCUCUUCGGCUGCAAGCCGGAGAAGGGUGAUCGGGAUGGGCUUCUACCCAACAUCGAUCAAACUCCUCGGAAGAAGGAGGUUAAGACCACAUCUCCGAUUAUCUCCCUGGAUAAGCGCUGCCUUUCCUGUUGCAGCAACACUGGGACUGUCCUCGCGGGCUUCAAGAUCGCUUGCUUGAAUUACACACCUGGUCCUGUGGAGUACCACCAGGUCUCCUAUUCCCGUGCAGAGCUCCUCCAUUUGCAGGCAAAGCUCUUGGACCAAGCCCAAGACCGAAUGCACCGAGCAGCGGGUCUGUGA